AUGCAGGUCUUCUUGCGAUGGAGGCCACUGGGCGCGGGUGAGAUCACCGAGAUUGAACACACCGGCCAGCAACACGGCAACACGCGCUUCUCUACGACCAUAAACAACCCCGCGAGCUCCAGUCGAAACCGCUCAUGGACAAGCGACGCGGCUUUCUCCCAGAUUUUCGGGGCCGACGACGGCAACAAGAGCGUUUUCGAGGCAGUCGUCGCGCCCAGCUUGCCGCGAGUGCUGAAUGGCGGGACUUGUAAUUUCUUCGCAUACGGCCACUCAGGCAGUGGCAAAACACACACCAUCGUUGGGUAUGACUACGACCACAGCGAGGCCUUUGGCCUCUGCUUGUCGGCGGCGAGAUCGCUCUUCGACGAGAUCGAAGCACGAAACGCAAGCCCCCGCGACGGCGACGGCGACGACAAGAAUAGCAGCGACCGGCUCGGCCUCGGUAUUCGCAUGUAUGAGCUGCGCAAAAACAUCGCCUUCGACCUCUUGAACGGUCGCAGCGAAUGCCAUGUCCGCGAAGGCCCCGACGGCCGCGUCCACAUCCGCGGCGAGACCGAGAUGCUGGAGGGCGGAAAGGUUAGGGUGCGUCCGGUAGCGACCCGUGCGUGCUGGGACUUUGACGGCUUGCGUCGCGAGCUGCAGGUUGGGCUUGGGUUGCGGGCCACCGGCUCGUCGACAGUGCACGAUCAGAGUUCUCGCACCCACGCCGUCCUGGAGCUUGAAAUAGUGACCAAGGCGCUACUCGACGCCCGUGACGCCGUCGUUGAGCGGGAGUCGGAAUUCGUUCCUGUGGCGAAACGUGCGACAGACAUUUACCUGGAAGAAAAUUUGCAGGCGUUUACCAAGACCGCGGAUGGGAAAUUUGUCCCCAACCCCGAUCAUCCGCCCAACCAAGAUCGUAUUGAUGCCGCAGAAAAGGAAAAAGAAAAAUUUGCGCUCUGUGUCCAGCAAGCCGAAGCUGAUGUGGAGCGCGUAUUAUUUGCCUCGAAGGAUCAGAAGUGCCUAGGCGGAAGGGUAGUUUUUGUCGACUUAGCGGGAUCCGAGUACUAUCACGAAAAGGCGACAGCGUCGGUGUUCGCGGCCAAAAUGACCCCACAGGAGGCCCAAGAAGGCCGGCAAAUAAACACCGAUCUUCUUGCCUUGAAAGAAGUAAUCCGUGCGCGGGCUUUGAGUCAGGCGCGCAUCCCGUUCCGAUCGUCUCCAUUGACCAUGGUUCUGCGUGAGCAUUUUUCGGCCUCCACAGAUACCCAGUCCGCCAUGAUUCUUACCGUAUCCCCAUCAAGCGAGCAAUUUGCGGCUACCAUGAACACGCUAAAAUACGGGAACUUGGUGGGCAUUGCUGGGAAGAAGAAAGUCAGUGCCACGCGAUCAUGA
This is a messenger RNA of Ophidiomyces ophidiicola, 1374 nucleotides long. RefSeq lists its product as uncharacterized. The record is from RefSeq and is a predicted model, not a curated record. Gene Ontology annotation, biological process: microtubule-based movement. Lineage: Eukaryota; Fungi; Ascomycota; Eurotiomycetes; Onygenales; Onygenaceae. The transcript has a single exon. The coding region runs from base 1 to 1374 and encodes 457 amino acids. Gene Ontology annotation, molecular function: ATP binding; microtubule motor activity; microtubule binding. Gene Ontology annotation, cellular component: kinesin complex; microtubule; spindle.